CUGCGAGAUUGGCGCAGCGAGUCAACCCCAGCACAAAUAAGCGACGCAGUUGAUAUGCUCAGUGGUAGCAGAGCUGGGAACUAUGGCCUGAGACCCGACAAGGCGCAGACGGAGAUAGGAAGACGGUUUCCAAACCGCGUGACACGAAUUGUCACGCCCCCGAGUCCGAGAGGUGGGGAGGGAGGGGAAGAGAGCAGUCAAGAGAACGAAUGCAGUCGGAGUUUAGACCACGGCCAAGCGAUGCCCCUUCCGAACAUAGCAUGUUGCGAGAGGGCCAGGACCGCAUCGGAUUCGGUGGUAGCUAGCGACGCGAGAGCUUCUGCCUGCAGCGAUAUAUAUACGUGA
This is a messenger RNA of Acaulospora colombiana, 345 nucleotides long. The record is from the annotation of a GenBank genome assembly. NCBI's taxonomy places the organism in Eukaryota, Fungi, Glomeromycota, Glomeromycetes, Diversisporales, Acaulosporaceae.